AUGCAGGCAGCCACCGUGGAGGAGGAGAGUCAAGUUGUGGAUGAAGUAGACAAUCUGAAGAAGGAUCCGAGAGACUUUGCACUGUGGAAAGCAGCAAAGACGCACAACGGACUGGUGUGGUCAUUGCCAUGGGGAGUGGGGAGACCCGGUUGGCAUAUCGAGUGCUCGGCAAUGACGCACCACGUGCUUGGGGAUAAGUUGGACGUGCACACGGGUGGAGUGGACUUGCAGUUUCCACACCACAAUAACGAGAUCGCGCAGUGUGAGGCGCAUAAUUGCGGCUGUGGACACGACGGAGAGUGGUGCAAACACUUUGUGCAUUUCGGACACUUGUACAUUCGUGGACGGAAGAUGUCGAAGUCGCUCAAGAACUUCAUUGGAAACAAAGAACUAACUCAGCUGGGUAUCCAGGUCGAGGACCUGGCACCGGGGCAGUCUGUGGUCAAGUUCCUCGCACUGGCUGAACGUGAGGCAGCUCUAGAGGAUAUCGAUUAG
Messenger RNA from Hyaloperonospora brassicae, 495 nucleotides. NCBI's taxonomy places the organism in Eukaryota, Oomycota, Peronosporomycetes, Peronosporales, Peronosporaceae. The record is from the annotation of a GenBank genome assembly.